GACACGGGGCGAGCCUUUCGACUCAGUUUUAACGCGCGUUUUAUGAAACGACAACUAUGCGUCGAUGUUCGCUCUCCGAUAAUAAUUAUUCAUAUCGGGACCGCUCCUAGCGACCGAAAUAGCGCGUAAACAAUUACAACUUUACAUUUUUGCAUCGUUUGUUGAGUUUAUUUUUUUAUUUAUUUUUUUUGCGAGUGUCCCGGCCGGCGCGCCUUGUCUCCGCGAAUCUUAAUAGCGGUUAAUCAUAGUUUAUUUUUACCGCGCAACGUGUGUUAAUAAUUGUGUUGGGGCCGCCUGUUUCUUUUAUUUAGCUAUCGUGUUUGAUUGAAUCGCAAAUUGCGGAAGCGUUUUAGCAAAAAACACUAACGUGGACUGUGAAAACGAGAUCGUUCAACAAUUAUACUUUCAAAUGUGUGUAUGGUAAUACUUUUGACAGUUCUAAAUUUAAACGGCACGUUUUUUGAGUUUUGAAAUUUGAAUUUGCGCUUUGGCGGGAACGGUGGGUGCUAACGAAGUAGGCUGCACAGAAAGUUUGGAAAAGUGUUGUGCACACAUCGGAUGCUGGCAAGUGUUUUUUCAACGCGUUUUCGAGGCUAAGCGCUAGUUGUUUGAACAAGUGUGUUUUCUAAUGGAUUUAUUUUGAGAUUGUAUUCAAAACAAUCGAAGCGGCCGCCUUCAGUCGUCGCAGCGCGAGGUGUGCCGCAGGGUGCGUUCAUAGGCCCUAUAUUAUAAACUGUUGCAAACUUUUGUCGAUGAAAAGGAUCAGAUGAUCGAGUGCUAGUGUUUUAAAAUCGGAAAGAUUAGUGAAAUCUGGAUGUGUCUCCAACGGGACGAAGAGGAUGUCGACUACAUAGAUGACUCGAGACCAAUGGUGCAGCUACAUUUACUGGGUCCGGAGCCGGCAUUGAACUCAAACUCUGGUGGCGCCGCGAAGCCACCGCUACUCAACUCAUUCGAGCUGGACCGGUGUCUUGACCGAGAGGAGUCCGGCAGGUGGGGCGGCGAGGCGGCGCGGCGGCGCCGGCGCACCUCGCCCCCGCGCCGCGCCUCACCCCCUCGGGACCAUGAGCCCCUCUCGCUCGCACGGGCAUCAGCUCCUACUUCUCCCACCGGUGGUUCGGCCCACUCCAGCCCGGCCCCAGUCUCCCCCGCCGGCAGUGGGGGAGCAGCCGCCAGCGGGGCCCGCUCUCCCCUCCCGCUGGUCGCGCCAGACCUCCUCGCGAUGCAGUUGCUGGACCAGCACACCCAGCUGCAGGCUCUGAUGAAGCAGCGCUUGUUCCAUCAGCAUCACAUGCAGAAACAGCACAUGUCAUCGGAGGCAGCCAAGAGGCAGCUGGAGCAGUCUCGUCUCCAGGACCAGAUAAACCUGAACUUGCUAUCACAGUCCCACCUUCCGCCGCCUGAUACUUCACCUGGCUCUCUGCAGCAGCAGCUGGGCGCGCAGCAGCAGCAGUUAGUACAGCAGCUGCAGGCGGUGCAGCGCCAGUACCUGAUGCAUGGCCCGCUUUCUGUGCCGCCUAAUGCCCCACCAGGUCUGAUGCUAUGGGGCGGCGAGGUUGAGGAGCACCCGCUCUUCGGGCGCGGGGUCUGCAAGUGGCCGGGGUGUGAUGCCCUGGCUGAGGACUACCAGGCUUUCCUCAAGCACCUGGAAGCGGCGCACACGCUGGACGACAGAUCAGCGGCGCAGGCUCGGGUUCAGAUGCAGGUGGUGGCUCAGUUGGAGCUCCAGCUGCGCCGCGAGCGCGACCGCCUCGCCGCCAUGAUGCGUCAUUUGCACGCUGCGCGCGACGCGCACCACGCCACCAAGCACGCGCACGGAGCAGCUAGUGAGGGUGCAUCUCCAGGACCCGUCAGGCGUCGUGUAUCAGACAAAUCUGGCGUCGCCAUUGCUGGGGAAAUCCAACGCAAUCGCGAGUUCUACAAGAGUGCAGACGUUCGGCCACCGUUCACUUACGCUUCUUUGAUUCGACAGGCUAUUAUUGAAUCUCCAGACAAGCAGCUGACGCUGAAUGAGAUCUACAACUGGUUCCAGACUACGUUCUGCUACUUCAGACGCAAUGCUGCGACCUGGAAGAAUGCGAUCCGGACGAACCUGUCUCUGCACAAAUGUUUCGUGCGCUACGAGGACGACUUCGGCUCUUUCUGGAUGGUGGACGACGCGGAGUUCGUGAAGCGCCGGCACCUGAGCCGCGGGCGUCCGCGCAAGUACGAGCCCGCGCCCAACGCCCCGCCUCCACAGUUCAUGGGAGCCCAAAGCCCACCAAUGAUGACUAGCCCCCACGGCUACAGUGAAGCUCUCAAACGGAAUCUUCAGGGUAUGAUGGAAGACUGCAACCUCUCAUACAUGUCAAACGAUGAUCACAUUAUGCAGACAGAUGACUAUCCGUCUUCUCACGAUGAUUACAACAGACCACCGAUGAUGAACGGCUAUGGCAGCAGCAGUUCGUCCCACGACGUGAAAGCCGAAGACCUGAGCGCCAGCGAGGCACAGGACAUCAAGCCCAACAUAUACGCUCUCAAAAACGAGAUGCAGGCUUCGGAUUAUUCUAAUAAAGGAGACUACGCAAACUCCACCAAGGAGUCCUCAAGCAACAGGUCCGGAGAGACCAGCCCCUACGACGACUACCCUCGCUCAGAGGACCGGUACCGCCCCUCGAUAUCCCACAUCAAGGACGAGGCCGAGAACUUGUCCCUCAACGAGCAAAGAUCUGACAAGUAAACCCUCAAUCACGCGUCGACCUGCAAGUGUUAUUGUGAUCGACAGAAGUGAAGCAAGUGAAUUUGUAACACUAAAGUGAUUUAGUGAUGUGAAUUAUUGUUCUGCUGACAUAAUGACGUUUCUUUGCGUUAGCGUUUAGCGAUAUAACAGUAUGUAAUACAGUUUAUAUUUACGGGUGUAGAUCUAUUUCAAGUUAUUAGCAUUGUGUUAUAGAUUGUAAUGUGUUCACUGUUGAAGUUUUUAUAAAAGUGGACGAUCUCGACGUGAGGAAUUGUAAGUUAGGAUUUACCAAAUAUUUUGUUUGCUUUUAAGUGAGCCCGGUUUUAACGGGAUACUGAAGUAUUAUAGGUUUUAUGUUCUUUUUCUAUUAUUUUUUUAUUCUUAAGUUUGGUAGCUGUGGACUUUUCAAAUACUUUUAGUGGUAGAGCAUAAGUGUUAGAAUUUUUAGAUGAAAACGAAUUAAGCCACACGAUUGGCAGUCAACGAUGAUUAACCUUUAAAGGUCCAUAUCAAUAUUUAAAAAUAUUUAAUCGUCAACUGUAAAUUAAAAAUAGAACAAUAAGUAGUUGUAUUUGGCUAUAAUAUGAAGUUGUAAGUGAAGUCUUAGUGAAAUAUACGCGUAGCGUUCAGUUGUUUUCACUUGUCUGCUUCGAUUUAAAAAUAUUUUUUAAUAAAUCUACUUAUUUUUUAGGUUUUUUUAAAUGGUCUAAGAAUAUUAUGUUAAAAUUAAAUAUUUGCGAUAAGACCGAUUGAAUUCUUUUGGUUUUCAUCAUUUAUUUUGCGAUGGUUUGUGACUGUUAUUUACAAUGAUCUGAUGUUUUAUUUUUUAAUGCUUGUUAUAAAUUAAAUUGUAUUUUUGAUGAAUGAAGAGAGCGUGCCAUAUUCCGUGGCUGCGUUUAUUUUGUAUUUCUUCUUUGAAUUCCAUGGAAUUGCUUUUUAUUUUGUUAGCGUAAGUUUUAGAAUGUAAAUAUUUAUCAUGAUAAUCAUGAAUUGUAAAUUCUUUAAACGGUAAAAUUAGACGCGUGUACACGUUUACUUAUUAUAACUAUUGCAUAUUAAAUCGUUCAUGUUGUAGAAAAUUUAGAAAAAAUACUUAGUAGUAAAAACUUUCACUGUACCUACGUAAAGUUUUUCGAAAUUUCUUUUUUACGAAAAUAAACUCUUGCAUUUCUAAACUACUGCAUUUAUGAAGUAAUAAUAAUGAAUAAUACAUAAAAGUUUGGUUGAAUAUUCUGAUAUAAAGUACGAGUAAUUAAAGUUAAAUUAAGAGGGUGAACCUAAUCAUAUCACAAGUAUGUAUGUAUAUCUGUAACACUAGUAUAUGAUCGAUAAAUUAAACGUAUACCUGACUUGCAGUAACAAUAAA
Molecule: messenger RNA, 4085 nt
Organism: Ostrinia furnacalis (Asian corn borer)
Lineage: Eukaryota; Metazoa; Arthropoda; Insecta; Lepidoptera; Crambidae
Gene: FoxP
Product: forkhead box transcription factor P
Exons: 18
Coding region: 815-2719 (634 amino acids)
Biological process (GO): regulation of transcription by RNA polymerase II
Cellular component (GO): nucleus
Molecular function (GO): RNA polymerase II cis-regulatory region sequence-specific DNA binding; DNA-binding transcription factor activity, RNA polymerase II-specific
Source: RefSeq, a predicted model, not a curated record